AUGGUGAAGAAGACGACAAACACUACAUUCCAGUCACCCUUUGCCUACAACGAUGAGCCUAAGAAGGAAGAGGUGGAGGCCUCAGUGAGUGACAAGGAUCCAACAGUUGCAACUCUCAGCCCUGAAAGCUCGCCUGGAAGUUGUGCGCUGGUCCUGUUGGGCCUUGCGUUUGUCGUAGCAGGAGUGGCGGUUGGUAGAGCCUCCAUCUACAAGUACUUGAUUCUAAGGCAAGAAGUCUUCCAUGGACAGCUAUACUAUGAGGUAGAGUCUGAUCCAGAUAAUGCUGCGGAAUCGUACCUCCUGCCUAUCGCUGAAGUUGCUGAUAUCCGGGAGGAUGAUAAUGUGGCGAUCAUCGAUAUCCCGGUUCCAAAUUUAUCGGACGGCUAUCCUGCGGCUAUUAUUCAUGAUUUCAACAGGCUUUUGACGGCCUACCUCGACCUGCAACUGGGUAACUGCUAUGUGAUCCCCCUGGAUACCUCAGUUGUUUUGCCUCCCCGGAACCUGAUCAACCUCUUUGCAAAAUUAGAAGCAGGUUCCCUUCUGCCUCAGACUUACCUUAUUCGUGAAGAAGUGUUUGUGACAGAAGAGAUUGAAAACGUGUCAGAUCUGGGUGUUUUCAUUCAUCGGUUCUGUGCAGGGAGGGGGACAUUCAGACUUCAGCGCAGAGAUACGAUCCGGGGUCUCCCAAAACGCUCUGCUGAAAAAUGCCACUCUAUCCGGCACUUUGAAAAUGAGUUUGUUGUGGAAACCAAGAUCUGUCAGCAAUGAAAAAGAAAAAGAAUGGGCUGGAAAGUAACAAAUCUCGCAUCUUCACCAAAGAGUCCAAGGUUUACAAUUUAAACU
Heteronotia binoei (common prickly gecko) is the source of this 843-nucleotide messenger RNA. Its product is annotated as integral membrane protein 2A-like. Bases 1 to 768 code for a protein of 255 amino acids. Gene Ontology annotation, cellular component: plasma membrane; extracellular exosome; Golgi apparatus. Gene Ontology annotation, molecular function: amyloid-beta binding. The transcript has a single exon. Gene Ontology annotation, biological process: negative regulation of amyloid precursor protein biosynthetic process. The record is from RefSeq and is a predicted model, not a curated record. NCBI's taxonomy places the organism in Eukaryota, Metazoa, Chordata, Lepidosauria, Squamata, Gekkonidae.